GCGACGGAAUGUCGAGCUGCGAACGCGGAUGUUCCAUUUCUUGAAGAACGCGAGGGACUGGGAAGUGCAUCUGUCCUGCUAUGAAAACAGCAGAGUGCAGGGCAAGUUUCAAUCUAUGGAUGCCAAUCAGGAUCAGAUCGUUCUCUGCAGUCUGCAGACUCCAAUCGGAAAGUAUCCCAAUGCGAUCGUCAGGGCGUCCGAUGUUGUUGCGAUGGACUUCACUCCAUCAACGACCCCAGCUCUCCCUUGAAAGCAUGAUGUACAAUGUAAUGUUACCAACUAAAACUCCUCCCCAGCCAUGGGGAUCAGCGGGAAGUGCAAGUUGAAAUCUCAUUUGUUCAUCAUGUUCUCCAUAUUAUAGUACAGGCUGAGAGAACACUAGCCGCCUGCAGGUCGUAGGCGGCGCCUCCUCCCUGAAUGUUCAUCAUUACACCAUCACGAUGGCAUCAACAAGAAUAAAGCUCGCCUGAGG
Messenger RNA from Guillardia theta CCMP2712, 472 nucleotides. RefSeq lists its product as hypothetical. NCBI's taxonomy places the organism in Eukaryota, Cryptophyceae, Pyrenomonadales, Geminigeraceae. The record is from RefSeq and is a predicted model, not a curated record. Bases 29 to 250 code for a protein of 73 amino acids. Gene Ontology annotation, biological process: spliceosomal snRNP assembly. The transcript has 3 exons. Gene Ontology annotation, cellular component: SMN-Sm protein complex.